Acanthosepion pharaonis is the source of this 1332-nucleotide messenger RNA. The record is from the annotation of a GenBank genome assembly. NCBI's taxonomy places the organism in Eukaryota, Metazoa, Mollusca, Cephalopoda, Sepiida, Sepiidae.
AUGUGUAGCCGCGUCGAGGAAGAUUUUACGGAUGGUCCUGUUCGUAAAUUAAAAUCGGAUAAAGUCAGAAUUUCAAGACUGUGCAUGAAAUGUGGUGAAAAUGAAGGCAAAGUUGUUAUACGAAUGAAUGAUCCUUUCUGCUGGGAUUGUUUUCUGGUAUAUGUUGUACACAAGUUUCGAGCUGUUAUUGGGAAAUCAAAACUCAUUAGAGAUGCAGAAGCUGUAUUGCUGGCAUAUUCAGGAGGUUCAUCUUCGUCAGCUCUUCUUCAUUUGGUUCAUGAUGGUAUGGAGAAAAGUAAGUUUAAGAAGUUGCGUUUCAAGGCAGACGUUGUCUACAUUGAUGAAGGUGCAACUUUUGGAUGGAAUUGGGAAAAGCGACAAGAAAUUGUGUUUCAUAUUGUAGACUUUUGCAAAUCAUUUGGUUUCACCUAUUACAUUACCUCGAUAGAACAGGUUUUCAAAUUAAUCCCACAUUCAAAAGGGAAAGAUUUGUCUGCAGUACCAACAGUAAUGAAGAAUUGCUGCCAAUGUGUACCUCAGAACCAGGACUUAGAAGAAAAAUUGCUGAAACUUUUGGACACAUGUAAAAAUUUGACUUUCAAGGAAAGGCUUGUUCAUCAUUUAAGAACUGAAUUGCUCAUUGCUGUUGCUCUGAUGACAGGAAAUAGCAAAGUGAUGCUUGGGACGAGUGGUAACCGUUUGGCGGUUCAGAUGUUAUCUGACAUUGCACAAGGUAGAGGAGCACAUGUUGCAUUGAACACAGGAUUUUCUGAUGCCAGAAAUGAAGAUAUAAUGAUUGUAAGGCCACUUAAAGAUUUCACAAAUAAAGAAGUGGCCCUGUACAACAGAUUUAAUUCUGUUGAAUCAGUGACGAGUACUUCAGUUACAACAAUGACAACAUCUAGAACAAGUAUUGAGAGGUUGACUGAGAAAUUUGUGACUGGUUUGCAAACAGAAUAUCCAUCUACUGUGUGCAAUAUUACUAGAACUGCAGAAAAACUAGACUCACAUUUGGGUCAUACAACUGAGUCACGAUGUGCCUUAUGUAAGGCUUGGUUAGACACUUCAGUUGACAAUGCCUCUGCUCUCAAUUCCCUCAGAUUAUCUCAUGUUUUAUCAAAAGGAGGUUCUUUAGUUCAGCAAAAUGGAAUCAUUAAUGGACAUGAUUCUGAUGAUCUCUCAGACCUUUUGUGUUAUGGCUGUCAGGCAGUUGUCUCCCAAUUGGCAAGUGCAGAUUACCUUCCACAACAUAUGAAAAAGAGUGAGAAACAGCAAAAUCUCAGGUUGUUGCAGAAAGAAUCCAUCCAGAACUUCCUCAUAGAUGAAAGUUAA